CCGCCCUCCUGUCGGGCCGGGGGAGACGGGCGGCCGAUAAAAGGCGGAGGGCACAGAGCUGUCACCAGCUGCCUGUUGCCACGCCGACGCCAUGGCGGGUUCCGUGGCCUGGACGGGAUUGCUGGCCCUGCUGCUCCUCCCAUUCGGCGCCCCCGAGAAGCUGGUCUGCUACUUCACCAACUGGGCCCAGUACCGACAGGGCGCCGCUCGCUUCCUGCCCUCGGACGUGGACCCCGGCCUGUGCACCCACCUGGUCUACGCCUUCGCGGGCAUGGAGGGGCACCAGCUCAGCCCCGUCGAGUGGAACGACGAGCAGCUGUACCGCGACUUCAACGGCCUGAAGCAGAGGAACCCCCAGCUGAAGACGCUGCUGGCCGUGGGGGGCUGGAACUUCGGCACCCAGAAGUUCACGGACAUGGUGGCCACAGCCCAGAACCGCCAGACCUUCGUCACCUCGGCCAUCGCGUUCCUGCGCAAACACGACUUCGAUGGCCUCGACCUCGACUGGGAGUACCCGGGCGGCCGGGGGAGCCCCGCCGCCGACAAGCCGCGCUUCACCCUCCUGGUGCAGGAGCUGGCGGCCGCCUUCCAGCGGGAGGCCGAGGCCUCGGGGAAGGAGCGCCUCCUGCUGAGCGCGGCCGUCCCCGCCGGGUCCCAGGCCAUCGCUGCCGGGUACGAGGUGGACAGAAUCGCUCGGAGCCUGGACUUCAUCAGCCUCAUGGCCUACGACCUGCACGGGUCCUGGGAGCAGACCACGGGCCAUCACAGCGCCCUCUACCCGAGGCAGGGGGAGCGCGGGGCGGCGGCUGAACUCAACGUGGACCACGCGGUGCAGCAGUGGCUGCAGAAGGGGACCCCGGCCGGCAAGCUGGUCCUCGGCGUGCCCACCUACGGGCGGACCUUCACCCUGGCCUCCCCGGCAGACACCGGGGUGGGGGCCCCGGCCACAGGGCCUGGCACCCCCGGCCCCUUCACCAAGGAGGCAGGGCUGCUGGCCUACUACGAGGUGUGCGCCUGGCAGGGGGCUGCCCAGCACCGGAUCCCGGAGCAGGCGGUGCCCUACGCCUCCCGCGGCGACCAGUGGGUGGGCUUUGACGAUGCCGAGAGCCUCAAAGCCAAGGUCGGCUACCUGAAGCGGAGGGGCCUGGGCGGGGCCAUGGUCUGGGCGAUGGACAUGGACGACUUCGGGGGCUCCUUCUGCAACCAGGGCCGGUACCCCCUCCUCAGGACCCUGCGGACGGAGCUGCGUCUCCCACACGCGCCUUCGGAGCGCCCCCAGCCUGAGACUCCCGCAACGGCCCCGCCCUCUGAGCCCGAGGGUGGCCCCGGCCCCGGCCCCUCCUGCCAGGGCCAGGCCGACGGGCUCUACCCGCACCCCCAGGACCCGUCCAGCUUCUACAGCUGCGCGGGCGGCCGGCUCUUCCUGCAGCGCUGCCCGCAGGGCCUGGUGUUCAGCGCCGCCUGCCGGUGCUGCACCUGGGCUUGAGCCCCGGCCCGGCCGAGCCCCCCCCGCCCCCCAGCUCGCGGGCCAAGCCUGGCCUCUCAGCCUCUCCGUGGUCUUUGGAGCCGAUCUCCUGCUCUCGGCCCGGUUCUCGGCUCUGCUCCUCCGCUGCCGCUUUUACUGCAGAAUAAACCCGGUUGCACCCGC
This is a messenger RNA of Eptesicus fuscus (big brown bat), 1648 nucleotides long. It is a transcript of the gene CHIT1, whose product is annotated as chitinase 1. The record is from RefSeq and is a predicted model, not a curated record. Gene Ontology annotation, molecular function: chitinase activity; chitin binding. The transcript is spliced from 11 exons. Bases 92 to 1486 code for a protein of 464 amino acids. Lineage: Eukaryota; Metazoa; Chordata; Mammalia; Chiroptera; Vespertilionidae. Gene Ontology annotation, biological process: chitin catabolic process; carbohydrate metabolic process. Gene Ontology annotation, cellular component: extracellular region.